Iphiclides podalirius (scarce swallowtail) is the source of this 222-nucleotide messenger RNA. NCBI's taxonomy places the organism in Eukaryota, Metazoa, Arthropoda, Insecta, Lepidoptera, Papilionidae. The record is from the annotation of a GenBank genome assembly.
AUGCACACAAGAUCCAACUGCAACGUAACAAUUAGAUACCUAAUUUCGUUGCGUAACAGCCACAAAUAUAACACCGGUGAUAUGGGCGAACUCGCAGAUGGAGGGGUGAGGAAGGAAGGGGGGUUAUACGAGGAGGGAGAGGGGACAGAGCGUAGGAGGAGGGGAGGGGCACUCAUACGUUUCAAUUGCGGCGACGUGACCCGCGCCCUCGGUGUUGAUGUC